CCGGUAAUGUUAGCGUGUCUGGACCAAUGAUGUGUGUCUGGACUCCAUUAGGGGGUUGCAGCUGUUUUGAGAGAAACAACAACAAAAACGGAGCGACAGAGGGGACUAGUUACCACAGAGUCAGUGUGUUCUCAGCCGGUUACGAGGGCUGGAUCCUGGGAGCUAAGACCUCCUUUCCCACCCGGGGCUUCGCCGGCUUCUAAUCACGGCCGCUCUCGGUGAGGAAACUCUGGCCUCCGCUUCCUUCUCCUCCGGCUCGGACACCGACGGAGCGUCGCCGCCCCCGCGGAAGAAACACCGAGCCUCGGCGGCGGAGGGAGCAGGAGAGCCCGGGGCUUCAACAGUUGCGACAGGCCUUUCUGGAGUUGUUUUGGGAUUUACUACUACUUCUCCGCAUCACCAAGCCACCUCUGCUAUUCACUUUAACAUAACCCCUGUCAACAAUCUUAGCGGCAAUAACAUGCAAUCAAACGGGGAAGGACAAGGACAGGAUUCGGAGCUUUCCUGCCUGAACAGCGCACAAAACGGGGAGUCAUCCUCGGCUGUGGGAACGCACUCCAAUGGGGUUCUAACCAGCACAAACAAUGGGAAUAGUGUUGGAGCCGGACUGGGGUCUGGGACCUGUGUCGCCUCCACAUCCUCGGGGUCGGAGAUUGGCUCCAUGAAAAAGAAGAAACGACUUUCGCAGUCUGAGGAAGAUGUCAUUCGAUUAAUAGGACAACAUCUCGACGGGUUAGGGCUAAAUCAAACAGUGGACCUGCUGAUGCAGGAGUCAGGCUGCAGACUGGAACAUACCUCAGCUACGAAGUUCCGCAACCACGUCAUGGAGGGGGAGUGGGACAAGGCUGAGAAUGAUCUCAACGAGCUGAGAGCACUGAUGCAUUCUCCGAACGCUAUUGUGCGUAUGAAGUUCUUGCUCCUGCAGCAGAAGUAUCUGGAGUACCUGGAGGACGGGAAGGUUCUCGAGGCGUUGCAGGUGCUCAGGGGAGAGCUCACACCGCUCAAGUAUAACACAGACCGCAUCCAUGUUCUCAGCGGGUAUCUGAUGUGUAGCCAUGCAGAAGACCUGCGUGCCAAGACUGAGUGGGAGGGCAAAGGCACAAAUUCCCGCUGCCGACUACUGGACAAGCUACAGACAUACUUGCCCCCGUCGGUGAUGCUGCCGCCACGCCGGCUGCAGACCCUGCUGAGACAGGCUGUGGAGCUGCAGAGGGACCGCUGCCUCUACCAUAAUACCAAGCUGGACAGCAGCUUGGACUCUGUCACCUUGCUCCUGGACCACGUCUGCAGCCGGUCAGCAACGCACUCAGGGAAGCAGUUUCCGUGCUACACACAGCAGAUCCUCACAGAGCAUUGUAACGAGGUGUGGUUCUGUAAAUUCUCCAACGACGGCACGAAGCUGGCCACCGGCUCCAAAGACACUACCGUCAUCAUCUGGCAGGUGGACCCUGAGAGCCACCAGUUGAAGCUGCUGCGAACCCUAGAGGGCCAUGCCUACGGUGUGUCCUACCUAGCCUGGAGCCCUGAUGACACCUACCUGAUCGCCUGCGGGCCUGAUGACUGCUCUGAACUCUGGCUCUGGAAUGUCCCGACUGGAGAGUUGCGGACCAAGAUGAGCCAGUCCCACGAGGACAGUCUGACCAGUGUGGCUUGGAACCCUGAUGGGAAACGGUUCGUCACCGGGGGACAGAGGGGACAAUUCUACCAGUGUGACCUGGAUGGUAACCUGUUGGACUCAUGGGAGGGCGUACGUGUGCAGUGCCUCUGGUGUGUGGGGGACGGCAGAACAGUGCUAGCGUCUGACACACACCAGCGGAUCCGGGGUUACAACUUUGAGGACCUAACGGACAGAAACAUAGUUCAGGAGGACCAUCCUAUCAUGUCUUUCACUGUUUCCAAGAACGGAAGAUUAGCUUUGCUAAAUGUAGCAACUCAGGGAGUGCAUCUUUGGGAUCUGCAGGACCGGGUGUUGGUUCGGAAGUACCAGGGUGUGACCCAGGGCUUCUACACCAUCCACUCCUGCUUCGGAGGACACAAUGAAGACUUCAUCGCCAGCGGCAGCGAAGACCAUAAGGUGUAUAUCUGGCACCGCCGCAGUGAGCUGCCCAUCGCUGAGCUGACAGGGCACACUCGCACAGUCAACUGCGUUAGCUGGAACCCCAUCAUCCCAGGCCUCAUGGCCUCCGCCUCGGACGACGGCACUGUGCGUGUCUGGGGCCCCGCACCCUUCCUCGACACACAGGAGGUGGAUGGGCUCAACGAGAACUGCAGCAACAUGGACAGUUGAUGGUGACUUUGGAAUGGAAGACUUUUUUUCUCUUUUACCAACGGACAACAAAUAAACAUCAAAACGAAUCCUAGACCUAACAAAACAGAAAUAAAAGUAAAUCAGUUGUGUCUCAUGACCUGGCAAAACUGUGGAGGUGAGGAUGAACACACUCUUAGAAAACCAGGUCUUCAUCCAGAACCAGUGACCCGGAAAAUCCGAUCCACUGGUACUCCCUGUGGCUUCCUCCUCCUCCACCCCUCUCCCAAACAAGGCCACAGCCAAACCAGGGGCUCUCCCCUGAAUCUUCCCCUGGAAGCCCACCUCCUGCCUGGCUGACAGGCACGGUGUCCCGCACCUGAUCUCUCCAGACAGCCAUUACAGACCAGCCGCACUAAUUGGACCGCGUCUGUCGCUAUAUCAUGUGUCUGUGGGAAGGGGGGGGGGAUAUUACAACUCUUCCUUCUAUUUGUUUUUUUUAAUCUUCUUCUGACUAGCUCUUUUCUUUGCACUUGAGUUGUUGGAUGAAGGCUGAAAAUAUGCACAAAACCAACCAACCGGCAAAGUAAAACGCUAUGCUUAUUUUGAUUUUCUUUUUUUAACGAUAGUAAGCAUUUAACAGGUGAAUCCUAGGUUUGAACUAGGAGUAGUGGCUGUAGAGUGCUUCAGUGUGAACAAUACGCUCUCAAUUAGGAAAAGCUAUUUUUAUCCCUUGUUUAAAGUCUAACCCGAACAAACUCGCUACAAAGUCUCACCCUCUGACUCCCCCAUCUCCCCCUCCCACUUCGGCUGUUAACAGCACAGCACAUAGUUCCACAAUAUCUACCUGUGGGGAGGGGGGAAAGGUGAACUGUCAAAGGUGAGGGGUCAGUGAUAGCUGGUCUCAUGUGAAGCAACCCUUGUGUUGAGUAUCUCCCUGAGAAGGACAUACUGUUGGCUGUAGAGGUCUGUACAUGCAACUUUUGCGGUACACUGAGGACUGCAUCUGUCCUUCCUCUUCGUGUAUGUGCGUGUGCCCUUCUGUGUCAAUGUGUGUCUGGGUGCGCUUCCGUGUGGUUUGUUUGAGUGAAUGCAGGUGCAUGCAGACCUGUGUUUUUAGUCACACCAGCAGUCACCCCCCCCCCCGUGAAAUUUUAAAAAGGCUUUUAAACCCAUUCUGAAUUAAUCCAAAGCCCCAUAGCGACAUCUAUCUGUGGAACAAAGAAUACUUUAGAGACAUUUUUGAAAAUUAUUUUUUUUAGCUGGGGCUUUUCUUUUUACAUUUGACUUUGCUUUUUAUAUUUCUCCUUACCACCACCUACCAUUGGAAAGGCACUGAGGUAUCAGAAUUAAAUCUGUUUUGUGGAGGGGGGAAAAAAGUGAAUGACAUGCAUUUCAACGAGCUGUAAACUGUGUUGUGAGAAAAGGGUAAUUUCAUAUGAGGAGGAAUUAACGAUUGUAGUGUUGGAGACAGGUUUAAUGAAUGACACUUUUUUUUUUAGAGCGUUCUACCCCCUAACACAAACACUCCACAAACCCACAUGUAUACCCAAAACACAACGCUGCGCUUUGAGGUCUACCCCAAGUCACACCUACAAACACUCAAUUUCAAUAUGAUCACCUGCCACAAUUCCAUGAACCCUACACAGUAGUAUAGCGUUAUUGAAGUUAAAGUUACAGAACCAAACAACCUCCCACAUUCAAACGCACACAGGCAUAUAGCUGCGCUCUUACGUACGUACAGCCCAUACGGAGCGAGACCGACUUCUGCACAACACCCCUUUCCUUCUCUCCAGACCUCCUUAUCAGUGGUGAAAGCACCAUACAGAGCUUUCUUCCUCCAGAUUAGGGGUAUGUAAUGACUAUUUUCUGUGAACUGAUAUUACAUGUUUAAAAAUAACUGAAAUAAUUUGUUUCAUUUUUUUUGGUCUUAUUUCAUUUUUUUGGUUGACCCCUCACUGUAUUAUCAUAUUAAAAUAUAACCAGACAACUGGUGUCCUCUUUUUUUAAAAAUGUAAAUCCCGCUUAUAAUUCAUUUAGCCUUUUGGGUAAAAUGUUUACCUUAUCCACUACUUCUUACAUGUAAUCAGUGAAUAUGCGCACUAACACUCAUGCCAAUAUAAUAUGAGUGUGGUGGGUUAUGCUUUGGGAGUGUGUUACCUUAAGAGUCUAGAGAGUUUAAACUGUCUACCCCUCGCCUUUAAAAAGAGACUCUACGGUGAUUCAAUACUUGCAUGUCUGUGGAAUAAGACCGGGGGGGUCUAUUUUUGUGCCACUGUUGGUUGCGGUUGCCAUUUCUGCCCUUACCAAAACGCUUGAGACCCAAAAGUGGCGGUGUGUGUAAUUUCAUGGUCUAAGGUUAGUCUGGAAUGGUAUUUCUCCCAUUCUUGACCCUUCCAUCUCCUGGACCACUGAAUGGACUUGAACUCUCCAUCCACACCUUAUGUCAUGUCUGAAAAAUUGAGGCAAAUCAAAAGUGAAGAACCCAAAAGCUUUCACAAAGUUAUUCACCUGCUGGUGACAUUCUAUGUCUGUAUGCAACUUGGUGUCUACUCUGUUCUUUUGAGUUCCUAGGAAUUUUAAUGAUUUGAUGAUGCUAAUAACUAUUUCUCUCUCUGGAGGUGGUAGGGCUUUUUGGGGGAGUAAGGGUUUUUGGUAGCAGAUUAAAAUAGUUAUUGUGGGAUGGGGACCUGUUUGCGUUUUUAAUGUGUUAUUACAAAAGUGAUUGUACUGUUUUGUAUUGUGUAGGAGAAGUGUUAUGUAUGCAUAUUUUCAAUAAACAUUCAGGGUUUUGAAAAAGAGCUGUGGCCCGGAAUACCAAGGGGCUGGAACAUAGUCACUCCCUAAGCACAGAUACAGGAUCAGUUUACCCUAGCCAAUCCUAUCCACAGUCCCUUAUAAUCAUGAGGGGGUACAGAGCUAAACUGACCUUCGAUCAGUGUGAAGGGACAACACGUCUCAUCAGACUUUAGAGGAAAGCUUGAGUUCCCAGACUGAAAAGAGCUCUCCAUUUUCCUGUGUUUAACUUUGUAUUGUUGAUUGAGUCACUUGAAAAUUUGAUGACAUUUGGUGUAAUUCAGAGAAUCCACAUGGCAGGAAAGAGGCAAAAUGUGCAUCAGAGGGGAUCAAAUGCCAAAUGUAGAGGUAAACAAGAUCUGUUGCCAAUAAAAUGUGACUAUUUUGACUAAA
Messenger RNA from Oncorhynchus keta (chum salmon), 5434 nucleotides. Its product is annotated as WD repeat-containing protein 26-like. Bases 461 to 2287 code for a protein of 608 amino acids. The record is from RefSeq and is a predicted model, not a curated record. Gene Ontology annotation, biological process: proteasome-mediated ubiquitin-dependent protein catabolic process. Gene Ontology annotation, cellular component: GID complex. The transcript is spliced from 14 exons. Gene Ontology annotation, molecular function: protein binding. NCBI's taxonomy places the organism in Eukaryota, Metazoa, Chordata, Actinopteri, Salmoniformes, Salmonidae.